CGGGGAGCCGCCGCCGCCGCCGCCGCGAAGGCUGACCAAGCUUCCCACCACGCUCCGCCCCGCCUUCGGCCAGCCUUCGCCGAAGUUGGGAACAUAGUGCCCCUCUUCCCUUCUCUCCAAGCUAUCUGUAUGCUACCAUGCUACUACAGAAUAAAGUGGACAAAUGAAUCUCACAAGAGCCCGCAUGACCUGGACCCUGAAGACAUCUCUAGCCUCUUUAAUUCCACCAGAUUGGUCUUCCGGUUCCCAUAAUAGCCAUUUGUUCUUUUGCAUCUUCUCUUUGCACAUGCUGUUCCCUCUGCUUGGAACACCCCCACAGCUUUGCCCAGUUAAGGAAGGAGGCUUGCUAGCUGCUUCUAGCCUUUUCCUCUUAAAACAUUUUGAUUGCUGAUCCACCAGUCUGUAGCUCCUUAAAGGAAAGGGCUGUCUUGAUGACCACUGUAACUUCUGCACCUACUAUAGGGCCCGCCUCUUAAUAGAUAAUACAUAUUUUUUAAAGACUGAGAAAGAGGUGCCUGCACACACAUGAGUGGGGGUACCGGCAGAGGGAGAGAAUCCCAAGCGGACUCCCAGAGGAGUGUGGAGUCCCACUGGAGACUCAAUCUCAGGACCCAGGAGAUCAUGACCUGAGCCGAAAUCACAAGUCCCACACUUAACCGAUUGAGCCACCCAGGUGCCCCAGUAAUAUACAUAUUAAAUUAUUUCAUUUCCCUGUACAGCUUGGUUCUUUAAUCCACUGUGUGCCUGGUCGCUAGGCAUAAGAUUUUUAGAAUCAUGGAGCAGGGGAGUAAAAUGAGCCUCGGCCGAAAUUUCCGGAUUUCCAAGCCAUCAGAGGAGAGGAAAUUCCUGAUGCCACGAUCCCAGGGUUUUCCAGAGCUGAAGAAUGACACGUUCCUGCGAGCAGCCUGGGGAGAAGACACAGACUACACUCCCGUUUGGUGCAUGCGGCAGGCAGGCCGCUACUUACCAGAGUUUAGGGAAACUCGGGCUGCUCAGGACUUUUUCAGCACCUGUCGCUCCCCAGAGGCCUGCUGUGAAUUGACUUUGCAGCCACUGCGCCGCUUCCCUCUGGAUGCUGCCAUCAUCUUCUCUGACAUCCUUGUUGUACCCCAGGCACUGGGCAUGGAGGUGACUAUGGUGCCUGGCAAAGGGCCUAGCUUCCCAGAGCCAUUAAGAGAAGAGCGGGACUUAGAACGUCUCCGGGAUCCAGCAUCAGUGGCCUCCGAGCUGGGCUAUGUAUUCCAGGCCAUCACCCUCACCCGACAACGGCUGGCUGGGCGUGUGCCGCUGAUUGGCUUUGCUGGUGCCCCGUGGACUCUGAUGACAUACAUGAUUGAGGGUGGCAGCUCAAGCACCAUGGCUCAGGCCAAGCGUUGGCUUUACCAGAAACCACAGGCUAGUCACCAGCUGCUUCACAUUCUCACUGAUGCUCUGGUCCCAUAUCUGGUGGGACAAGUGGCCGCUGGUGCCCAGGCAUUGCAGCUCUUUGAGUCCCAUGCAGGGCAUCUUGGCCCACAGCUCUUCAGUCAGUUUGCGCUGCCCUACAUCCGUGAUGUGUCCAAGCGGGUGAAGGCCAGGCUGCAGGAGGCAGGCCUGGCACCAGUGCCCAUGAUCAUCUUUGCUAAAGAUGGACAUUUUGCCCUGGAAGAGCUGGCCCAAGCUGGCUACGAGGUGGUUGGGCUCGACUGGACAGUGGCCCCAGAGAAAGCCCGGGAACGUGUGGGAAAGACGGUGACCUUACAGGGCAACCUGGACCCCUGUGCUCUGUAUGCAUCUGAGGAGGAGAUCGGACAGCUGGUGCAGCAGAUGCUGGAUGACUUUGGGCCACAGCGCUACAUUGCCAACCUGGGCCAUGGACUUUACCCUGACAUGGACCCAGAACACGUCGGGGCCUUUGUGGAUGCUGUGCAUAGACACUCACGUCUGCUUCGACAGAACUGAGCAUACACCUUUUCCCUCAACUACCACUAACAAAGAUGAUUGUUUCCAGGAGAAUAAAAGUUGUAGAGUUGGAAUCUAA
This is a messenger RNA of Leptonychotes weddellii (Weddell seal), 2020 nucleotides long. The record is from RefSeq and is a predicted model, not a curated record. Lineage: Eukaryota; Metazoa; Chordata; Mammalia; Carnivora; Phocidae.